CUGUUGUCCAUACCCUCUUUUUCCUUCCAUUAUGUAGCAAAUGUGUACCAAAUGUGUAGCUAAUGUGUAGAAAUAUACACUUAAAAUACACGAGAAUAUGGCGUCCACGCUGCUUAAGAAAAAAUAAAAUCCAACAAUUCUAACAUAACCUCAAAUUUGCCGCUGCAGUCGUCGGAGAAGUCGUCGUCAUCAUCAGCGUCAGCGUUGUUGGCGGGUCCUCCCCAGCCCCCACAGCCACACCGCCAGCAGCAAAUGAGCAGCCAUGAAUGAGAAAAUAAAGUCGCCGUCAACCCAGGGAGGUGCUGGGGCCGGAACCCCCGCUGCUGCUCCGCCCUCGGCAUCUGGAAGUGCGGCCGCCGCAGCAGCAGCGGCAGCCAGCAGUGGUGCAGGUGGUGCCAGUGUCGGUGCCAAUUCCGCAUCCACGCCACCCACUUCCGGCCCACCCACGCCCAACAACAACGGCAGCGAUCCGAUCAUACAGCAAAAUGUCGGAGUGCCGCACCCCUACGGCGCCCCGCCACCGCCUGGUUCGGCACCAGGUGCACCACCGGACCCGGCGGCGGUUAUGCACUACCACCAUCUGCACCAGCAGCAGCAGCAACAACAACAACAGCAGCAGCAGCAUCCGCCGCCACCGCCCCACAUGCAGCAUCACGGCGGGCCGGCGCCGCCGCCAGGAGCACCUGAGCAUGCGCCCGGCGUGAAGGACGAGUACGGUGCGGCAGUGGCUCACCUGCCACCGCCCCACGCUCAUCCUGCCUACGCACGGUACCACUCUGGCGACCCCAACAUGGAUCCCUACCGCUACGGUCAGCCACCGCCCGGCGGCAAGCUCCCGCAGCCCCAUCAGCAGCAGCAGCAACCACAACAGCAGCAGCAGCAGCCGCCGGGUGCGGGAGGCUCUCCCAAUCGGCCGCCACAGCAGCAGCAGCAACGUUACAUCCCUGGCCAGCCGCCGCAGGGGCCCACGCCCACGCUGAACUCCUUGCUGCAGUCCUCGAAUCCGCCGCCGCCCCCGCAGCACCGCUAUGCGAAUAGCUACGAUCCCCAACAAGCAGCCUCGGCAGCGGCGGCGGCGGCAGCAGCAGCCCAACAACAACAACAGGCGGGCGGACCCCCGCCUCCUCCACCAGGACAUGGACCGCCUCCGCCGCAGCAUCAGCCAUCGCCGUACGGAGCGCAACAGGGCGGCUGGGCACCGCCCCCCCGACCCUACAGUCCACAACUGGGGCCGUCGCAGCAGUAUAGGACGCCACCACCGACGAACACUUCCAGGGGUCAAUCGCCCUAUCCGCCAGCUCACGGUCAAAAUUCAGGUUCCUAUCCUAGUUCGCCGCAGCAGCAGCAGGCACAGGCACAACAGCAGCAGGCGGGUCAGCAGCCUGGUAGCGCGGGACCGGGAGGACCUCCGCCGGGCGCCGCACAGCAACAGCCGCAGCAGAACACACCGCCAACAUCUCAAUAUUCGCCGUACCCGCAACGAUACCCCACUCCGCCUGGACUGCCGGCCGCGGGACCCAAUCAUCGAACUGCCUACUCGACGCACCAGUAUCCGGAACCGAAUCGGCCCUGGCCCGGCGGCUCUUCGCCCAGUCCUGGUCCCGGACAUCCAUUGCCGCCCGCCUCCCCGCACCAUGUGCCGCAGCCUCUGCAACAACAACAGCAGCCCCCUCCGCCGCAUGCCGCCGCCGGAGGACCCCCACCCAGCAGCCCAGGCCAUGCGCCCAGUCCCUCGCCACAGCCCUCGCAGGCAUCCCCCUCGCCGCAUCAGGAGCUGAUUGGACAGAACAGCAACGACAGCUCUAGCGGCGGGGCGCACAGUGGCAUGGGCUCCGGUCCUCCCGGCACACCCAAUCCCCAGCAAGUCAUGCGGCCCACCCCCUCACCCACUGGCUCAUCCGGAUCGCGUUCCAUGUCCCCAGCAGUGGCACAAAAUCAUCCAAUCUCGCGUCCGGCGAGCAACCAGUCGAGCAGCGGUGGUCCCAUGCAGCAGCCACCCGUAGGAGCCGGUCCACCACCAAUGCCCCCUCAUCCGGGUCUACCCGGCGGGCCGCCGCCUCAGCAGCAAUCUCAGCAGCAGCAGCAGGCCUCGAACUCCGCCUCAUCCGCGAGCAACUCGCCGCAACAGACCCCGCCACCGGGCCCGCCGCCCAGUCAAGGAAUGAACAACAUGGGCACGCCCCCACCUCCACCUCAGGGUGCGUCCGGCGGGGGCUACCCGAUGCCGCCGCACAUGCACGGAGGCUACAAGAUGGGCGGACCGGGCCAGAGUCCGGGAGCGCAAGGCUAUCCCCCGCAGCAGCCGCAGCAAUAUCCACCAGGCAACUACCCGCCACGGCCGCAGUAUCCGCCGGGGGCCUACGCAACCGGACCCCCACCGCCACCAACCAGCCAAGGCGCCGGAGGAGCCAACAGCAUGCCAACUGGAGCCCAGGGCGGUGGCUAUCCGGGACGCUCCAUGCCCAAUCACAGCGGCGGAAGUCCACACGGGCAAUAUCCGCCGUAUCAGUGGGUGCCGCCGUCGCCGCAGCAACAAGCCGGUGCUCCACCGGGCGGUACGAUGGUUGGCAAUCACGUGCAGGGCAAGGGCACACCGCCGCCUCCGGUGGUGGGUCCACCGCCUCCUCAAGGCAGUGGCUCGCCACGCCCACUCAACUAUCUGAAGCAGCAUUUACAGCACAAAGGUGGCUACGGAGGCAGCCCCACGCCACAGCAGGGCGUGCCGCAAGGCUACGGCAACGGCCCGACCGGAAUGCACCCUGGCAUGCCAAUGGGUCCGCCCCACCACAUGGGCCCGCCGCACGGGCCCACCAACAUGGGUCCGCCCACGAGCACCCCGCCCCAGUCGAUGCUCGGGGGCCAGGGACAGCCGCCCGGCGGCCCGGACAGCGGAGGCCCCGAGCACAUAUCGCAGGACAACGGGAUAAGCUCUUCAGGCCCGACGGGCGCCUCCGGGCUGCACCCGGUCACGGCGGUGGUCACCACUGGUCCCGAUGGGACGCCCAUGGAUGAAGUCAGUCAACAGAGCACGCUCUCGAAUGCAUCAGCGGCAUCCGGCGAAGAUCCCCAAUGCACCACACCAAAGUCGCGCAAGAAUGAUCCUUAUAGCCAAAGUCAUUUAGCCCCACCGAGUACGUCGCCGCAUCCCGUUGUGAUGCAUCCGGGCGGCGGCGGUCCCGGCGAGGAGUUCGACAUGAGUUCGCCACCCAAUUGGCCGCGUCCGGCUGGCAGCCCGCAGGUGUUCAACAGCCACGUGCCCGUGCAGCAGGAGCCCUUCCGCAGCACCACAAAGAAGUCGGAUUCCCUGUGCAAGCUGUACGAAAUGGACGACAAUCCGGACAGGCGAGGAUGGCUGGACAAGCUGCGGUCGUUCAUGGAGGAGCGACGGACGCCGAUCACCGCCUGCCCAACCAUCUCAAAACAGCCACUCGAUUUAUAUAGGUUAUAUAUUUAUGUAAAAGAACGUGGCGGAUUCGUCGAGGUAUGCAAGGUGACCAAGAGCAAGACCUGGAAGGACAUUGCCGGGCUACUGGGAAUCGGGGCCAGCAGCAGUGCGGCCUACACGCUGCGGAAGCACUACACCAAGAAUCUGCUGACCUUCGAGUGCCACUUUGACCGCGGCGACAUCGAUCCCCUGCCCAUCAUCCAGCAGGUGGAGGCCGGCAGCAAGAAGAAGACGGUCAAGGCCGCCUCCGUCCCCUCGCCAGGUGGUGGCCAUUUGGAUGCUGGGACAACCAACUCGACAGGCUCGUCGAACUCGCAGGACUCAUUCCCGGCCCCGCCAGGCGCCGCCCCGAACGCCGCGAUCGAUGGCUAUGCCGGCUAUCCGGUGGGCGGCAGUCCAUACCCCGUGGGCGCCAGCGGGCCGCAGCCGGACUAUGCGGCGGCUGGCCAGAUGCAGCGCCCGCCCUCGCAGAAUAACCCGCAGACACCUCAUCCCGGCGCCGCCGUAGCUGUUGCCGCCGUCGGCGAUAAUAUAAGUGUGAGCAAUCCCUUCGAGGAUCCCAUUGCUGGCGCUGGUCCUGGCUCUGGUCCUGGCCCUGGUCCUGGUCCAGGUGCAAGUGCAGGUGGUGCUGCUGUUGCUGCUGUUGCGGGUGGGGCCCUGCCACCGCCACCUCCCCAUUCACCGCACGCCACCCAGCAGUCGGCCGCGCAGCAGCAACAGCAGCAGCAGCAGCAUCCCCAGCAUCCGGGCCUAGCCGGGCCGCCGACACAGCAGCAGCAGCAGCAGCAGUCGCAGUCGCAGCCACCCCAGCCGCCGGGUGCUCCACCGGCGGGUGCACCACAGCAGCAGCAGCAACAUGGGCCUGGGCCUGGGCCUGGGCCGGUGCCUCCCUCGCCGCAGCACCUGCCGCAGCAGCAGCAGCACGUGCGCCCAGCCGCAGGAGCACCUUAUCCGCAAGGUGGCUCCGCUUAUCCAACGCCUGUGUCUAGAACGCCAGGCUCUCCCUAUCCAUCACAACCAGGAGCUUAUGGGCAGUACGGUGCGAGCGAUCAGUACAAUGCCACGGGGCCGCCUGGCCAGCCGUUUGGACAGGGCCAAGGACAGUAUCCGCCACAGAACCGCAAUAUGUACCCUCCCUACGGGCCGGAGGGGGAAGCUCCACCGGCUGGUGCCAAUCAGUAUGGACCCUAUGGCAGUCGGCCGUACAGUCAGCCCCCGCCAGGGGGGCCCCAGCCGCCGGCGCAAGCAGUUGCGGGUGGGCCGCCCACGAGUGGAUCGCCUGUGGCGCCACCCACUGGCGGCUAUGCACCAGGAACACCCACGCAGCAGGACUACUAUCGACCACCACCCGAUCAGAGCCCGCAGCCGCGAAGGCAUCCCGACUUCAUCAAGGAUCCACAGCCGUAUCCAGGCUACAAUGCAAGACCACAGAUUUACGGUGCAUGGCAAGGCGGUGCGCAGCAGUAUCGACCCCAGUACCCGACCUCUCCCGCACCUCAGUCCUGGGGCAGUGCUCCGCCCCGCGGGGCAGCACCUCCGCCUGGGGCACCGCACGGUCCGCCGAUACAACAGCCAGCAGGAGUGGCCCAGUGGGAGCAGCACAGGUAUCCGCCACAGCAGGCCCCGCCGCCGCCUCCCCAACAGCAGCAGCAGCAACAACAACAGCCACCAUACCAGCAGGUGGCACCACCCGGCCAGCAGCAGCCGCAGGCGCCUCCCCAGUGGGCCCAGAUGAACGCUAGCCAGCCCACGCAGCCGGGCAUAGCUCCUCCAGGAUCCCCGCUGAGGCCCCCGUCUGGCCCGGCAAGUCAGCAGCAGCGGAUGCCCGGCAUGCCUGGCAUGCCACCCCAGCAGCAGGCUCCGGGAAGCCAGCAGCCACCCCAGCAACCGCCACACGGAGGCGGCAUCCCCUCGCCAGGCAUGCCCCAGGUGCCCGGGGGGAUGGUGAAGCCACCGUAUGCCAUGCCACCGCCGCCAUCUCAGACGGUGGGCCAGCCCGUCGGUCAGCCGGCACCCGGCGUUGGAAUGAUUCCGCAGAAACAGCCGCCCAUCGUCGGUCCGGGAAUGCCGCAGACGCUGCAGCAGCCACCUCCCCACCAGCAGCAUCCACAUCCGCAUUCGCACCAGCAGCACCCACAGCAUCCACAGCAUCCCCAGCACCCCCAGCAUCAGCACCAGCUGCCGCCUAAUCAACAGCAGCAGCCCGGCGGCUAUGCUCCGCAGGUGCCCGUAGGCGGUCCUGGGGCUCAGUUGGUGAAGAAGGAGCUGAUCUUCCCGCACGACAGCGUGGAGUCGACGACCCCGGUGCUGUACAGGAGGAAGCGAUUAACCAAGUCGGAUGUGUGCCCAGUGGAUCCGUGGCGGAUAUUCAUGGCCAUGCGAUCUGGACUGCUGACAGAGUGCACGUGGGCCCUGGACGUGCUCAAUGUGCUACUCUUCGACGACUCCACGGUGCAAUUCUUCGGCAUCUCGAAUCUGCCUGGCCUGCUGACGCUGCUGCUGGAGCACUUCCAGAAGAAUCUCGCCGAGAUGUUCGACGAACGCUGUGAGGAGCCACUGGACGAGGCGGAAGACGACGCGGACAGUGGCACGGUGAUGUGCUCGGGUGGCCUCGAGCGCAGGGUGCGGGGCGGACGACAGACGCGCUGUGUGCGGAGCAUCUGCAGCUACAACCGGAAGCGCCACUACGAGAAUAUGGACCGGAAGAACGGCGGCAGCGACUCCGAGGACGCCGACGAAGGCAUCGAUCUGGGCCAGGUGAGAGUGCAACCCAACCCCGAAGAGCGAUCCCUGCUGCUCUCCUUCACGCCCAACUACACGAUGGUCACCAGGAAGGGUGUGCCCGUGCGCAUUCAGGCGGCGGAGCAGGACAUCUUCGUCGACGAGCGCCAGAAGGCGUGGGACAUUGACACCAACAGGCUGUACGAACAGCUGGAGCCGGUGGGCAGCAAUGCCUGGACCUACGGCUUCACCGAGCCAGAUCCCCUCGACGGCAUCAUCGACGUCUUCAAGUCUGAGAUCGUAAACAUUCCAUUCGCACGCUAUGUCCGCUCCGAGAAGGCGAAAACGCGGCAGGACAAUGACACGGCCACCAGCCCCAAGCCGGACAUCAAGCAGGAGGAGAACACGACGAAUAGCACUGAGGAUGGGCUCCAGGAGUCCUUCAACAAGAAGCGCCGCCUGGUCAGCGGCGACAGCAGCAGUGAAGCCGGCGAAGGAUCUGCCGGUGUCAAGAAAUCCAAGCUGCUGGCUGACGAGAUCGCCCCGCCAAACGCCGAGGUGAAAAAGGAACCGGGAACCUCCGGGACGACGGACGCCAGUGACAGCGAUUGUCGCGCCGUCGACAUGGAGAUCGAGUCGCCCAGCCUGCAGCAACAGCAACAGCAGCGUCUAACCAACGGAAUAGCCUCCGCCUCCCCGCCCUUGGGCGCCUUCGAUCCCAGAGGGACGGUGCGGGAUGCGGCGCAAGUGCUGCAGCGGAAACGCGACUCCAGCUACGAGGACGAGUGCUACACGCGGGACGAGGCAUCGCUCUACCUGGUGAACGAGAGCCAGGACUCGCUUGCACGCCGCUGCAUCGCUCUCUCGAACAUUUUCCGCAAUCUGACCUUCGUGCCCGGCAACGAGACGGUGCUGGCCAAGUCGACGCGAUUCCUGGCCGUCCUGGGGCGCCUGCUGCUGCUGAACCACGAGCACCUGCGGCGCACCCCCAAGACGCGCAACUACGACCGAGAGGAGGACACCGACUUCAGCGACUCGUGCAGCUCGCUGCAGGGGGAGCGCGAGUGGUGGUGGGACUACCUGAUCACCAUUCGGGAGAACAUGCUGGUGGCGAUGGCCAACAUAGCCGGCCACCUGGAGCUCUCCCGCUACGACGAGCUGAUCGCCCGCCCACUCAUCGACGGACUGCUUCACUGGGCUGUAUGUCCCAGCGCCCACGGCCAGGACCCGUUCCCCUCGUGCGGCCCCAACUCUGCGCUCUCCCCGCAGCGCCUUGCGCUCGAGGCGCUUUGCAAGCUGUGCGUGACGGAUGCGAACGUGGACCUGGUCAUUGCGACGCCACCGUUCUCCCGCCUCGAGAAGCUGUGCGCGGUGCUGACGCGCCACCUGUGCCGCAACGAGGACCAGGUGCUGCGCGAGUUCUCUGUGAAUCUGCUGCACUACCUGGCGGCGGCGGACAGUGCCAUGGCGCGGACGGUGGCCCUGCAGUCGCCAUGCAUUUCGUAUCUGGUGGCCUUCAUCGAGCAGGCCGAGCAGACGGCCCUGGGCGUGGCCAACCAGCACGGACUCAACUUCCUGCGGGAGAACCCCGACUCGAUGGGCACCAGCCUGGACAUGCUGCGGCGGGCGGCCGGCACUCUGCUGCACCUGGCCAAGCAUCCGGACAACCAGUCUCUCUUCAUGCAGCAGGAGCAGCGGCUCCUAGGGCUGGUCAUGUCCCACAUUCUCGACCAGCAGGUGGCCCUGGUCAUCUCCCGGGUGCUGUACCGCGUGUCGCGCGGAGCCAGCCGGAUGCACUCGGUGGAGUUCAGACUCUUGCAGCAGCGACAGCAGCAGCAACAGCUGCAGCAGCUGCGUCCUUCGGAGAAUCAAGCUCUGGCCGCAAGUGCGGAAGCAGCAGCCGCCGCAGCAACAGCAGCUGCAGCGGCAGCCAGUGGCAGCGGUGUGAAAUUGGAGUCUGGGAGUGGAGAACCGAACGCUGAUCCGCUGAGUGGCGUCGAUGUCAAGCCCUCGCCAGCAGCCACAUCCACGACUUUGUCCACAUCCGGCAGCGGAAUGAUCUCCUCGGCGAUCAAUGAUGAGAACAGCAACAGCAGCCAGCAGCUGCCGCCGGCAGCCACCUUCAACGACGUGAGCAACAGCAGCACCAACAGCAACAGCUGCGGGACGGCCAGCAGCAACCAGACCAACAACAGUACCACCAACAGCAGCAGUAACAGCAGCAACAGCCUAGGCAGCCAGUCCACCUCCACCAUGAACAAUGCCCCGACCACGCCAGCAGCACACAUAACUCCACCAUCGGUCACCGAGCAGCAGCAGCAGCAACAGCAACAGCAGCAGCAGCAGCAGCAGGUGAGCAAAGCCGCCGCCACAGCCGCACUGGUGUCCUCGAACCUCAGCGGGAGCCUGAGCAAUGCCACUUCAGCUGCAUCUGCAGCGCCGCCACCAUCCUCCUCCUCCUCAGCGAGUGCGGCCUCGGCCACGGCCGUGUCGCAACCGGCGGCGGCACCACCGCCAACGAAUGCAGGAACGACGACAGCCGUUGCGUAGUAUACGACAAUGCUGCCAGCGUCCUACUACUGGCCGCGCCGCGGGGCAGUCGACUGAGAAGUAGCCGGAACCGGAGUCGGAGUCGGAGCAGGAGACUGGAGACCGGAUCGGAUAUGGAUGUAAUCAAAUAAUGUACAUUUACUUAAGAGGAGGCCUCCUGUGUGACCUGUAUGUGCUAUGAUGUGCUAUGCGUAGGGAGAACGGAAUGAGAAUUCCCCAGAGAAGGAGAAGGAGCAGGAGAAGGCGAGAGCCAGAGCCAGAGCCACAGGCCACAUGUCAUAUGUGGGCAUCACUGAACAGUCAAUACAAUAACAACUGUAUAUUUUUUCACUCAAAUCUAAAAAUAGUAAAUAUAUAAACUAAAGCCUAAGAAUAAGCGAUUGCAGCAGCCACAUAAUAAUUAUAACGAUAAAGAUACAAAGGUGAAGCAGAUGCAGAUGCAGGAGCAGAACCGAAGCAGGAACGAACACGAUCGAGUGCGACGUUUCGCAACAGUAGCAGGGCAUGAGUACCGUACCGGAGGAGUACCGAAAGGAGAGCGCCUAGGCAGAAGAAGGAUAAGAGAAGCGAAGCGAAGAGACAGAAAGAGAAUUCAAGCACACAGCAUACUUAUUGUAUUAAAUUUAAUAAAUGGAGGAAAUGGAGAGAAAUGGAGAGAAAGAGCAGGCGUUAUGAGGAGAGCAACGUAACUAACACAUCCAUAUGCAUACGCACGCUAUGGUUUAUCGUAUAUUAAAUAUAUAUAUAUAUAAUAAAUGCAUAAACUAACAUUAAACUACAAACAAGAGAAUGGUGUGUGGUGCAUGCACGCGUACGUAUAGACAUUGAUUGAUAUAUAUUAAUAUAUAGAGAGCAUAGUUUUUAAAAUUCUACCACUUACUAAUACUACAUAUUACAAGAGAAAUAUGCAGAAAAGAAACUCAAAGUGAACAAACCAGAAAUCAACGUACGACAGAGGAGACCAGAGAGAGAGAGAGAGUCCGCUCCGAGUCCCCCAAUAUAAUAAUAUAAUAAUAUAUGUAUGACUAUUUGUAAUACAGUUUAAAUGCAGUUUUAUGUGAACUAA
Messenger RNA from Drosophila pseudoobscura, 9782 nucleotides. RefSeq names its product trithorax group protein osa (gene osa). Lineage: Eukaryota; Metazoa; Arthropoda; Insecta; Diptera; Drosophilidae. The record is from RefSeq and is a predicted model, not a curated record. The transcript is spliced from 16 exons. Gene Ontology annotation, cellular component: nucleoplasm; SWI/SNF complex; nBAF complex. The coding region runs from base 263 to 8716 and encodes 2817 amino acids. Gene Ontology annotation, molecular function: DNA binding; nucleosome binding. Gene Ontology annotation, biological process: positive regulation of DNA-templated transcription; regulation of transcription by RNA polymerase II; chromatin remodeling.